AUUGAUAACAUUAAAAGCCUCGCUGUGGCAACAAACUCCAUUAUUUUACACACUCAGAUAAAGGACCAAAGAAUCCAGUGAGGUAUUGUUUAUUAUGUAUGGUUCUGGUUGACACCUGUGGGUGACGUGUGGCCUCAGGACACAAAGGUGUGGUCGUUGAGGAUUUCCCGCCCCCUGUUACAAACACUGAUAUUAUAUUAAUUUAUUCAUGUCAGGUAUUUUGGGUGAUUAAUCAAAACAACAGAUUUAACUUGUAUUGUUGCGGAAGAAACCUCAAUAGUAAACAAAUAGUAUAACAGAUCCCUUUUCGUUGAAGUACAGAGCCCUAAGGAGUGUAGUGCACUAUGUAGUGAUGCUGCCUUCUGCUGGAGCUCCCCCGCUCCGGUGGCCCGUGCAGAGAUGGCGAGGAAACCCCGUGGACACGGCACUGCUUUUUCAUGACGGUGUCAUGGAUGAUGAAGACGACCGACGUCUUCUGGAUUUUAUAGGAGAUGUGCAAGCAUUGAAUGAGUAUCUUCAUGGUUCAAAUAGUAAAUCUAUUGGAGAAGAUGAUGUGACUAAUGCAGCGUUUGGGUCGGCCAGUUCAUUCUUAACUAGUGACACGGGUGGCUCUAACGUUGGACUCAAAGAUGACCAAAAUAAUUUGGGAGAAUUUGGGGAGGCUGAUGGAGCUGAGCUUCAGCUCUCAAGCAGUCUUCCGUUCAUUGAGGAUGAUGACUUCGAAAGUGAAACCUCACAAGAUGAGGUCGAUCUUGGGGGCGAGGACCAACCUUUCGACAUCCUUCAGAAGUCAUUGUUGGAAGCAGAUAUUACAGAGCAGACAUUGGCUCAAGAAGCCCUUUUGGACUCCCAGCCCUCUCUCAUUCCCACAGCUUCCACUUUCCCUCAGCAGCUGGUCUCUGGAGGGUUUGGAGGUAUCGCAAGUCCUGGUGUGGUUGCACCAUUGGCACAACCUCAGGCUUUUAUCCAGCAGGUUCCCCAACUACCCUUGCCAAACGGCCCUGCUGGACACAUCCAGGUAGUGGGAUCCUUCAAUGGCAGUGCCUCCUCCAUGAUGACUAUCAACAGUUUGGAACAGCCUCAGUUCCUUUUGAGGCACAGCGGAAAUGUAGUGACAAACAACAGUGGGCAAGGUACUAUGUUCACCCCUUCUGCAGCUGGUCAGGUGUCAAUGUCCUUUAAUAAAGGCACGAUACCAGUUCAGAAUUUUAUCAUCCAGAGAGGCCCUAUGCAACAGACAUUGAUUAGAUCCAUUCAGCCUAAACCCUUACAGGCAGGGGGACAAACUGUAUACAAUAUCAGCAACAUCGGGUUUCAACCCAGCACCACAACUGCUGCGAAUAUUGUCAGUAACCCCUACACAGCCAGUGGCUCUCCUCAGUCUGCUCAACAGGUGAAAAUGGUCAAUCCAGCCAGCAGCAUUUUAAUGCAUUCACCUCUGGGACAGCAAGCGCAACAGCAGUCCCAGUCCAAUCUGCCUCAAGGGCAGUUUUUGCUACCCACUUCGGUUUCCCUCACCCCUGGUACGACUGUUCACAGCUUCCAGGCUGUUAAUGGGCAGGUGAUACAAACAAACACUCAAGUGGGCGACCCAUCGUCAAUGUGCACUACCACUUACUCCAUCCUCACCAAUCAGAACACAACAGUACAGCUUAUUGCUGGGCAGAAUUUUUCAACUGGAGGGCAGCUGAUAGUAAAUCAAGGUCAAAUAGGCCAAGCUUCACCAACACCUGGUGUGCAGGUGUCUCAAAGGCCUGGUGCCACGUCCAAGGUUUGGACUGCAUCACCUAGCCCAACCCCUGUACAAACGUCACAGGCUCUGGGCCACCUCACCAUGGUCAAUUCAGUCCAAGGCCCACAGGUUUGUCAACAGUUAUCCAUGACCCCUGGACAGCACCUCCUUAUGCCUGUGGCCCAGAACAUUACUUCUGGUGUUCAGGAGUUACAAAUUUCUUUAAACCAGGGCACCACAGCAGCAACACAAAGAGGGCAAACACAAUUAGUUAAUCUUCUUGGUACCAAAGCUGUGAACAUGCUCACUCCUGCCAGUCAGGAAUUGCCUUUUACACUGAAGCAACCUGCAACUCAACAACUUACUAGAGGAGAAAUGGUCCUCCAGCAGUUAAGACGAGAUCAUGAUAGAGUCAUGUCUUCAGAGCGGACCCACUUCACUUCAUUUAAUGAUGUCAUUGAGAGAUUACUGCCCUAUCAUGUUUUCCAAGGCUCACUACCACAAGAUGAAGAUUUUACCAAAGUUGAUGAGGAGUUUGAAGCAGUUGCCAUACAAGUGUUAAACAAAACACAGGCCAUGGUGAACAAAUACAGGCGCUUACUUAUGGUUGAGGCAGAGAGGUCCAGCCCUUCAUCAGAAACGGUGAUGAUUGACAGGACUUUUAAUCAAGAGGAACGGAGCAACUUGACCCAAGACAAACGAAUGGUAAUAGUGGAUCCAGAUGGCUUCAUGGAAGAUUUCUGCUGUGGCCCUAAACUGAAGAUCCCAAGUACAGAAGUUUUGACGCCCACCACCCCUGAGGGCAAUCCCAGCGUAAUGGAGACAUCCCCGAGGCAUUCCAUAAGUCACACCGGAAGAGAUGGGCAGGGUAUGGACAGCCACACAGAACCUGCUUAUAGGACAGAACUUCAACAACAAAGAAUGGAGGAACACAGAAGACCUCCAAUCAAGUGCAUCCUGGACCUAAAAAAAAAGAAAUUCAACAACCUAAUCAGCAGCAACAGUCAACAUGCCCACUACCCUACAUCUCCCAGCCAAUCACAGCAUAGCUCUACCCAAGGCCACCCUUCAAACCUGGGGCAGGGUCAUGAACAUCAACUUCCCUCAGAUCAUAGUCACACCCCAUUGGCUGACACUGACUCUGUGCUUGAGGCUGCCGUGAAUAGCAUCUUAGAAUGUUAGACAGUGCCAUAUUUAUGUUUGUUAGUUGUUCCAUGUCAAUCUCAUUCAUGCCAUUGGUGUGCUAGCUGAACAGACUUACAUUGGCAUUAUAGUGGGUUGUCGAGGAACAGGAAGGUGAAUCUGGUGAUGGUUAUACUCUAAUACUGUGCCUGUUGUUCUAGAGAAGUUUACAUAAGAAAGCCUUUUUGACAAUGCUUCGCAGGAUACACUUGCAACCACACACACACAUAAAUAUGUGCGCACAUACACACACAAUCAAGCAGUAAGUGUGAUGUUUGAAGUGUCAGGAGUAGAUAUUUGUAGCUUAUCAGUCAAUAUCAGACACUUAGAUUAAUGGUCAGUCCGCACUUAAGGUUUUAUGGUUGUCUCAACCUAUAUGUAUUGUGUGAUUGCAGUAGACAUCGACCAAGUGACACACACAAAGACAACUGCACGUUUAAUUGUUAUUGAGCAUCGGUUAUGCUCUUUUUAUCUUUUUUAGUUGAAUUUUUUUUGUACCUUACAGGUAUGUGACCCCUCCACAGAGAAAACUCACUUGUGUGGUUUUGUGCAGGGGAAAGUUAAGACCUCAGAUUGAGGGUACAAUGUUACAUUGUUUAUCUUUUUUUGUUUGUUUUAAUUCAUUUUUCUGGAAUGAUGCAUUAUCAUUAUUAUAAUCUUUUUUUGUCUUUUGUAAAAUCUGUGCUGCUCCCUGCCUGGAGAAAAUAUGUGCUGUUUUAUACCUCAAGAUAAUGUCUAAAUAACUCGCAUGGGCGAAUCUCGAAAAAACUUGUCAGUCACCUUUUGACCCAAAAUGAAAGGAAAUAAAAAUAAGUCAUAUUCUGCAAAAAGAAAUUAAAACUAUUUUAGGAUCGGUAAUAUAUUUUUCGCAACGUUGAUAUUUUUUCACGACAAUCAAAGCACAUUUUACCUCAAAUUUCUGAUUGCUAAAUUUACAUUAAAUUCAUUUUACAUAUAAAAAAAUAAUAAUAUAAAAAUCGUUUUUAGGUAUCGUUUAUAUUUAGUUUAAAUGCAUGCAAUAAAGGCUGUGCAACUGUUAUGUAUAAGUACAUUAUAAUCGAAAAGUAGUUUUUUUUUUCUCACAUUAACAUAUAUAUCGCUUCUUUAAUUAUAAUGAAAAUGUUUUGCAUUAAUGAAAAUUGGUUAUAUUAGUCAAGAAAUAAUGUCAGUGAUAAGAAAAAUCUCAGUGGUCCACAAAAGGCUUGAAUUCUCUGAGCAAAUGUAAUGUCUUGUUUCUUUCCUUUGAUUGAUUUGAGAUGUCUGUGAGAUUCACCCAGCUAGAUCUGCUUUGAAACUUUGCAUUUUCACCUGUGCAUCGAGUCCCCUGCUGGUCAGGAGGUAGUCUUGGUGGUCGGUUUGCAGGUUUUGCUUCUAGUGGCAGCUUCAUUUUUGCACAUUUGGAAAUGACCUUGUUCUUUACAGAUAGCCUUGCUCACAAUCCCUUUGUAGAUCUCUUCUCUCUUAUGAGUUCUAAAUUUGUGGAAGCAGCAGUAGUGCUGUCACUCACAGCAUAUCAGGUUUUCAUGCACUAUGGUUAUUCUAAUUAGUUGCGUUAGGAGAUGGCUGUUAACUGACAGGCCCACAUUUCAACAGCCAGUUUUGAGAAAUCAUUUCUGAAGAGGAGACUUUUAGCAUUCAGUUGUAUUUUGUAGGCUUGAAAAUAUACUAACGGUGCCAUUGCAAGGCUUGUGAGCUGUAACAAUGGGAAUACAACCGAGACAAUGUCAAAAACUGACCAGAGUAGAGAAACUGCAGUGUGCGGACAUUUUCACAAGUCUACGUUUCCAUUAGCAUCCAUUCCAGAGCAGAAGGGAAGGUUGCUUUUUUUCCAUCUAUUCAUGUCAUCCCAUUGUUUUUGCAUCAUUACACUAAACUCCACUGUCUUUCCCAGCAAAUCAACCAAAAAUGACACAGACAUACUCAUCUCUCUGAUCUGAACUCUUGUGGUCGGUAUUAGAGAGCAUUCCGAAUGACCUUCACUUCGAAGGGCUUCUUUGCCUUAGAGCGAGUGGAAACAAGUUCAAAUAUUCUAUCAUUCGUUUUUACUGCUUUUUGUUGUGCGAGUGUGGCCUUCAGUUAUCGGAAUACCCCAUUGGUAAAAGUUGCUUUUAACGUUUUAUUUACUGCAUCACCCGAAACUUGAUUUGUAAUGUUUGUAUUACAAAAAAUUAAAACACGAAACACAGAAUAUUUAUACUUUUUGUAAAGAAAAAGAAUGUAAAACAAAGUUAUUUUUAUUAUGUUAGGUAUGUGUUCACGUCAUACUGUAUGUGGUCAGUUGUUUUUGUGAGUGUUCAUUACAACAGCAAAGAUAAAUAUUAAAUUCAUUUUGAAUACAGAC
This is a messenger RNA of Carassius auratus (goldfish), 5255 nucleotides long. RefSeq names its product BICRA like chromatin remodeling complex associated protein (gene bicral). The transcript is spliced from 11 exons. The record is from RefSeq and is a predicted model, not a curated record. Lineage: Eukaryota; Metazoa; Chordata; Actinopteri; Cypriniformes; Cyprinidae. Bases 353 to 2914 code for a protein of 853 amino acids. Gene Ontology annotation, biological process: positive regulation of DNA-templated transcription. Gene Ontology annotation, cellular component: SWI/SNF complex.